AUGCACCCAAGAAAGUUACCGCUUGAGCUUUCGGACCAUAUCAUCGACUUUCUCUGGCUUGACCGCAGUGCAUUGGUGGCAUGCAGUCUAACAUGUCGAGCAUGGCUCCGAAGAAGUCGAUACCACCUGUUUCGCACGGUCGAGCUUUGUGGGGAAGCCGACUGCCUCCGUUUGGAGAACUUGUUGACGUCUUCUCUCGCCGCUUCGUCGGGGAUCCCCUUCUACAUUCGCGAUCUCACGAUCCAUAGCUGUAACUUAGUGCCGGGCAACAAACUCCCUCAGGCUGCGAAGACGAGCUGGAUGGGCCGGUUCCUACCCAAGCUGUUCACGAGCCUGACCGCAGUCGAAUGCCUGCAGCUGACCGGCAUGGACUGGCAGCGCGACUUCCAAGAAGCCAGAGACGCGUUUCUCACGUCAUUCCCUGCAUUGCAGGUCAUUAUUCUUGAUGAUGUGAGGUUCGAGGAGUCGAUCCACGUCCUGCGACUGCUGGCGUCGCACCCGCUGCUCAACACGAUCUGCAUGAUCGACGUCUUUUGGAUCGUCGAGUCGCCCUUCCUUGUCGAGGGAGAUCAGUGGGCGCAUGCGGGGAAGAUUGGGAUCAAUGAGCUCAUGGUGCACGAUGGUGUCUCUGAUUGUGGGACGUCCAUUGCAGCGAGUGUUGUGGAUGCCCCAUUCAAGAUGUCCCUUACCCGACUCAGCUGGGCUUCCUCCUCCGCAUUGGAGAGUGUGGUGAAACUGGGCAAGGUUAUCGAGAAGGCAGGCCCAUCCUUGGAGGAUCUCAGUCUGUAUUUGACACCCGAGAGUGGGGGAGAAGCUGCUUAUCCUGCAGACCAUAUAUCCUUGGCGCACCUUAUCAACCUCAAAUCGCUGUCGCUUAAAUGCUGCUUUGCCGCGAUGCCCACCGCAAAGGACACCGCCUACAUACCCGCCCUUCUUUCCCAGGUUUGCGCUGCGAGGUACAUCAGGAUGAACAUUUUCCUGACGGACUCACCGCCGAUACAACUGGGGCUACUGGACUGGGAGUCCAUCGACAAGACAUUGGCUUCUCUGGGCAAGCGUCUUCCACGGCUUGUGGUCGUCUUAUAUAUUCGCCCACGCUAUCGCACUCUAGGCUGGGCUGAUGAAGUGAUCUCAGCGAUCACUGCCUAUCUACCGGAGUCGCAAGUUGCGGGGACUCGUGUCCGUUUGUUGUGCAGCAUGUCCGCUACGCGACAUCCGGAUCAUGAGCAGCUCAGAGAGCACUGGCUGUCUCUGUACUGCGACUCGAAGUGA
This is a messenger RNA of Sparassis crispa, 1272 nucleotides long. RefSeq lists its product as hypothetical. Gene Ontology annotation, molecular function: protein binding. The record is from RefSeq and is a predicted model, not a curated record. The coding region runs from base 1 to 1272 and encodes 423 amino acids. NCBI's taxonomy places the organism in Eukaryota, Fungi, Basidiomycota, Agaricomycetes, Polyporales, Sparassidaceae. The transcript is spliced from 2 exons.